Molecule: messenger RNA, 366 nt
Organism: Symsagittifera roscoffensis
Lineage: Eukaryota; Metazoa; Xenacoelomorpha; Acoela; Convolutidae
Exons: 1
Coding region: 1-366 (121 amino acids)
Source: RefSeq, a predicted model, not a curated record
AUGAAGCAGGCGGGUCUGAAGUGUAAACCCUCAAAGUAUGAGAUCCUCAGAGACUCCAUAAAGUAUCUAGGCCGCCUGGUGGAUAAGCCUAGAGUGAGACCAGAUCCCGAAGCGGUCGAAGCGGUUUUGACCUGGAAGGCUCUCAAGACAGAUACACAACUGAUGAGAUUUUUUGGGUUUGCUAACUAUUAUCGGGAGUUCGUCAAGGGAUACGCCGACAAGAUAUACCCCAUGCAACAAUUGAUGAGAAAUAAAGGCAAAAAGUUCACUUGGACUGGAGAUAAUGAGCGGGCAAUUAAACGUGAUAAAGACGUAUCUGAAAGCCAGAUACCGGCUGUCGGACCUCCUAAGGGCUCAACGAAAUGA